CGAAGAACAAACGAAAAAACAAGCACAGUAUGUGCCAAUAAUAGCGAGUCACAGGUUUUAUUUUAAAACAAGGAAAAAAAUGAAAAGGAUAUGCUAAAAUUUUGACCGUUGGUAGAGAGAGAGUACUAAUAUGUUUGAGAAUUGUUUAAUUAAGAAAUGUCAAGUGGCAAGUGGGUGCAGGCGUGCAGCAACGGUUGGAAUACUAAUCCUUAUUAUUAUAGAGAGUGCCAAGUAUGAAGGGUGAAGGCAUGAUGAGGUGGGUGUUGGUGUUGGUGUUGACCCUCUCCCUUUGUGGUGUGCCUGUCAGCGCCACAGACCAUAUUGUGGGAGCCAACCGUGGGUGGAACCCUGGCAUUAACUACACUCUUUGGUCCAAUAACCAAACUUUCUUCGUGGGCGACCUCAUCUCAUUUAGGUACCAGAAAACGCAGUACAAUGUGUUUGAGGUGAACCAGACUGGCUACGACAACUGCACCACACAAGGGGCCAUUGGCAACUGGAGUAGCGGCAAAGACUUCAUAACCCUCAAAAAGGCCCAAAGGUACUACUUCAUCUGCGGCAAUGGUCAAUGCUUUAACGGAAUGAAGGUCUCCAUACUUGUGCAUCCCCUCCCUCCUCCUCCUCCAGCUCAUCCUCCUCAUGCCUCCGCCCAUAAAUCUGCUGCUCCGCGCCUUCAUCUUCCCGCUCUGCUCUCCUCCCUCUCUUCUUUUGUUUGGCUUGCUUGGAAUCACAUCUAGAGACUUUCUCUCGUUUUGUGUCAAUUCACACACACCACUUGCUUUAUUUAUUUUUCAUGUAACGUAUACUUCCUUGAUUUAUGUUUGAAAGCUCUCGGAUUUCAAAUUGUUGAAAAUGAUAUGCCCUACUAAACCCUGUUAUUAAGAAAGAUAUGCAGAAUCAUUCUAUCCCUUGGUGAGGGACAGAAUUAGCAAUC
Arachis stenosperma is the source of this 934-nucleotide messenger RNA. Its product is annotated as early nodulin-like protein 19. The transcript has 2 exons. Lineage: Eukaryota; Viridiplantae; Streptophyta; Magnoliopsida; Fabales; Fabaceae. The record is from RefSeq and is a predicted model, not a curated record. Gene Ontology annotation, cellular component: plasma membrane. The coding region runs from base 234 to 737 and encodes 167 amino acids. Gene Ontology annotation, molecular function: electron transfer activity.